Cottoperca gobio is the source of this 1966-nucleotide messenger RNA. RefSeq names its product lumican. Bases 125 to 1225 code for a protein of 366 amino acids. The transcript is spliced from 5 exons. Lineage: Eukaryota; Metazoa; Chordata; Actinopteri; Perciformes; Bovichtidae. The record is from RefSeq and is a predicted model, not a curated record. Gene Ontology annotation, molecular function: protein binding.
CGCAUUAACACACACACACAUAGCUCCAUGCAGCUCCCGAGGGUUUCAUUGUGAAGUUUAGACGACUUGUCUCCGUUCUGUAGCUCCUGAUCAAACAGAAUUAUAUAUCUUGCCAGCUGUCUCCAUGGCUGUCCUGUGCUGUACCGUGUUGGUGUUGCUGUGUGUUUUUGACGCUGCCUCAGCCACUACUAUAGCUGAAAUGGACUAUGGCGGUGUUCCUCUGUGGAUUAAUCGCCUGCUGGGUGAGCCCAGUGUGAUGAGCCUGCAGGGACGGCUAGACUCAUCCUGGUUCCGAGCCAACAACCCCCAGGCCUGCCCUCAACAGUGUGACUGCCCCAUCCAGUGGCCCACAGCGCUCUACUGUGACCACAGAGGCCUGGCAGACAUCCCUGAGCGCCUGCCGGACAGAACUCAGUACCUGUUUCUACAGGGCAACAACAUCUCGUCCCUGUCCUCUUCUUUCCUGACAAACAUUACUGAUCUACGAUGGCUCAUCCUGGAUCACAACCAGCUGCAGAGCGACAUGCUGGACCAGGUCGCGCUGCAGAACCAGACCCAGCUGUGCUACAUUUUUGCCAACCACAACCACCUGACAUCAGUGCCCAGCGCUCUACCAGCUGGACUCAAGCAGCUGAGACUGGCCCACAACCAAAUCAGCAGCAUCAGCCCUGGAGCUUUCAAGAACCUGCACAAACUGACGCUGCUGCUGCUGCAGGGAAACAAACUGCAAACCAUCACAGAGGGAGACCUCAAAGGUCUGGUCAGUCUGAACCUGCUGGACCUCAGUGAAAAUUUGUUCUCGUCUGUCCCACGGCAUUUAUCUCCUUCCGUCCAGCAGCUCUAUCUGUCCAAUAACACUCUCUCUGCACUGGAUGAAGACAGUUUUGUGGGAUUUCUCAACCUCAAGUACCUUCGUCUAAGUCACUGUGGUCUGCAGAGCGGAGGCGUCCACCGGCAGGUCUUCAACUUCUCCAGCUUAGUGGAACUGGACCUUUCUUAUAACAAAUUUAAAACCAUUCCCACAGUCCCCACCACCCUGAAGUAUCUCUACCUGGAGGCCAAUGAAAUACAAGAGUUCAACGUGACCAGUUUCUGCAGAGAGGUGGGACCUCUGUCCUACUCCAGGAUAAAGAUCCUACGACUGGAUGGAAACAAAAUGUCCUACCAACAACUGCCAUCCGAGUGGGUCUUCUGCCUGCGAGUGCUUGAAAGUAUUUACAUCUGAUGCACCUUCUGAACGUGAAACAUAAUAGGCUUACUGUAUGUGUACUGUAUGUGACUGUCCAACCGCAUCUAGAAAAAAAAACGUGACUCAAUUUAAGAUUUUUGUUUUGUUAGCUAACUCAUCACGUGUGAAGUCAAACAACUCAGCCUUACAGCUAUAAACCAGAGAACAAGACUCUAAAUCCUUAUUUCUUCAAAAUGCAGAUACACACCCAGACACUGAAUGGAAAACUGACAUUCCAACGAUGCCAAAGCUUGAACUUGUACACAAAACCAGUGUUAUUUUAUCAUAACGCCAAAAGCACUGAUCAAAAGAUUUCUCAUACCACCAGAACAUUCCCAUGAGUUUCUUCCUCUCUCUCAUUACAUCUUUUCCAAGUUCUGCCUCAGCAGGGUUAUACAUCUGUGUGUUAUUACCAAAUAGGAACUGUGACAAAGCCUCUCAUUUCUGACUCUACAGAAUAAUGUACUAAGGUUAAACUGAGCUGUGUAAGCAGAAACGGAAACAUGUAUAAAUGGCGACAUUCAGUAGCUUUCCAAUGAGAAACUCUGACUCAGUUAGCUGGACCGUGUUAAACAGCCACACCAAUCCACAACUAGAUUUUCAUUUUUUUCUUUUGACAAAACUAUUGAAAAUCUUCACAUUCUCCAAAUAUUGUUACAUUAAACUUUGUGAAAUUUGAAAGAUGAUUUCCAUGUUCCUAAAAUGUCAAAUGUUGUGUGCACAAGUAACAGAAAAUAA